This is a messenger RNA of Manihot esculenta (cassava), 1275 nucleotides long. RefSeq names its product F-box protein At1g69090. Gene Ontology annotation, molecular function: protein binding. NCBI's taxonomy places the organism in Eukaryota, Viridiplantae, Streptophyta, Magnoliopsida, Malpighiales, Euphorbiaceae. The record is from RefSeq and is a predicted model, not a curated record. Bases 75 to 1085 code for a protein of 336 amino acids. The transcript is spliced from 2 exons.
AUAAAUUCUCAAGUUGUUCUUCACUGUUUAUCGUUGUAACAUCGCUACUGUCCGUCUUCCAACCCAAUUACGAUAUGAAUUCUUCUCCUGACGAUUAUUGCGCUCCUCCGCCAAAACUCCCAAGGACUAACAAUGGCGACAAGCCAGCCAGAGAUUGGUCUGAACUUCCUCAUGAGCUUAUAGCAAUCGUUGCUGAUGGCUUAGGCAUAAUUGACCUUCUCAGCUUUCGCGGUGUUUGUAAGGAUUGGAAUAUUGCUUCUCGUACAGCUUCAGCAGAGAUUGAAUCCUCGCCAUCACGUGAACCUUGGUUUCUACUUUACGGCGAAAGUUCUCAAUGCCUCCUCCUGAGUGAAUCCGGUAAGAAAUACACCAUCAAUAUCCCAAAGCUGAACAAUGGUGGAGCCACUUGCAUAGGAUCAAACAAUGGCUGGCUUCUUAUACUUCAACAAAACUCUAUUUUCUUCUUCUGUCCAUUCUCCGAUGCAAAAAUAGACCUUCCCAAGUUGCCUAGCUCAGAAUUCUCGGAUUAUGCUGCUUCGUUUUCAUCUCCUCCUACUUCCAAAGAUUGCAUUGUUUCUGUCCUUUGCCAGAAUAAUACAUCAGAUAUGGAAUUGUAUCUUCUUCGCCGUGGGGGUAAUAACUGGACAACCCACAAGCACAGGUGUCCCCAUGAGAGACCACCUAAGAAAAUCAAAUGUGCAGUUUACUGUGAAGAUGAGUUCCAUUUUUUGGACGAUGCAGAUAAACUAGUCACAUUCUCAGUCAAGGAUUUCCAGUGGAAAAUCUUCAGGAUAAUUUCGCAGGAUAAGCCUGGUGUUGAAUCAAUACCAUAUUACAUGAGAAAGAAUUCCUUCAAGACGAAGUGUAUGAAACAACAAUUAGGAUUGGGAGAUGAUGUGUCGAUUUCUAUUUGUGGGACAGCAGUACUAGCUAUUGCCCACCCAAAAACAGAAAGGAUCAUCUUUGGUGAGCUCAUCAAUCCUCCUCAACCUCAAGAAUCUGAAGCUCGUAGCCUGAAAGGGGUGUGGAUCCAGCCUCGUUUCUUUUAUGUACCUGCGGAUCAGAGUUGGUAUGCUUCAAGUUAAGCUCUCUAUAUUAGGAUUAGAUUUGUUAUUUUUUUUGUCUGUUAGUAGAUUGGGUGAUAGGAGUUGAAUUCGAAUGGUCGUAAGACUUCGUACGCAUUUACCAACCCAUUUAAAGAGUGACAUGCAUUAAGUCACUAACGUAGAAUUGAGCUUUUUCAAGUUAAUCAUUAGUCUUCAAUUUUGUGACCUA